Molecule: messenger RNA, 408 nt
Organism: Sclerotinia sclerotiorum 1980 UF-70
Lineage: Eukaryota; Fungi; Ascomycota; Leotiomycetes; Helotiales; Sclerotiniaceae
Product: 40S ribosomal protein S24
Exons: 3
Coding region: 1-408 (135 amino acids)
Biological process (GO): translation
Cellular component (GO): ribosome
Molecular function (GO): structural constituent of ribosome
Source: RefSeq, a predicted model, not a curated record
AUGGCCGACAAUAACGCCCCAGUUACGCUGCGAACGCGCAAAUUCAUUCGCAACCCUCUCCUCGGCCGAAGACAAAUGGUCGUUGACAUCCUCCACCCAAACCGUGCCAACAUCUCCAAGGAUGAGCUCAGAGGCAAGCUCGCCGAACUCUACAAGGCAAGCCAAGACCAAGUUAACGUUUUCGGUCUCCGCACCCAAUUCGGUGGUGGAAAGACUACCGGAUUCGCACUCGUCUACGACUCACCAGAGGCAAUGAAGAAGUUCGAACCCCACUACAGAUUGGUCCGUGUUGGAUUUGCUACAAAGAUCGAGAAGGCCAGCAGACAACAACGCAAACAACGCAAGAACAGACAAAAGACACUCAGAGGUACUGCGAAGGUCAAGGGUGCUAAGAAGAAGAAGGAGUAG